Molecule: messenger RNA, 1707 nt
Organism: Mitosporidium daphniae
Lineage: Eukaryota; Fungi; Microsporidia
Exons: 4
Coding region: 1-1707 (568 amino acids)
Cellular component (GO): RQC complex
Source: RefSeq, a predicted model, not a curated record
AUGUCGUUACGGCAAUUAAGAAAGCGAUCGGACAGCCCGCAGGACCAGGAGCCAUCGUCAGGUGAAGAAUGUAAUUACCAGGAGGAGCUCGAUGCAUCCACGAACGACGAGACGCCAAUUGUAUUUCCAAAAAAGAUAAAGAAAAAAAGUGGCGGCAAAAAGUCGCUGAAGCCAUCAAAAUCUAAGAUAUCCGCAGAAAGUUGUCCGAUCUCCAAAGAGGCUCCUAAUCCUUGUGAAACAGGCUCCGGUCAGCCGUUUAUAGAUAGAAAGGUCCUUACAAUUGAUCGGAAACUACUUAACUAUGAGAAUGAAGAGCGCCGCAGAUUCGGGACAGGCGUUCAAAGAACACACUCGAGUGCCCGAAGCGGUCGCAGUACUGGAAUUCUCGUCCCACCGCGGCCGCAUUUUGAGCAUCUAUUGAUUCGUGCAGGCUCAGCUCUUGAUCUUGGCAUCGUGGACGAGGAUAAUGAUCAUCAAAAUGGUGCUUGUCUUCAGGAGGAAAACAAGCCAGAAUCCUGUGAUGUAAAAAGACAUGCCUCUAAAGCGAUGUGUGUGCGCAUGGUUCAUGGGCGGCGCGCUGUCGCUGCCGAAUAUACCAUGAUUGAAGCAGCAUCAAGUGGCCAUCCAGAGGCACUUGCUGAGUGUCUGCACAAAUGGCCCACACACCCGGGUACGCUCUUGUUACUUGCAUUGAGUGAAAAACAUGCGGGGCGGUUUGCCGAGGCCAUGGCGCGAGUCGAACAUGGUGCAGGCGCGCGUUUCCGUCCUGGAAUCCAUACGCUUUCAUAUUCCUAUUACGAGAACCGCAUCCUUUUUCUGUUGCUCUUUUUCUACGCAGAACUGAUCGGCCGUCGAGAUAUUCCCACUAAUUGUAGAUUGGAUUCUCCUCGUUGGCUCGAUCCAAUGGGUGCCGUCUUUUUGCUGGAUUUUUUCGCGUUGCAAGAAAAGGAGUAUCGCUGGAUUUUGGAGGAACUUCCACAAAUUUAUACGUUAAUUUGGGGACCAGAGUACACUGAGGUCGCUCGGUAUGUCCCAAAUAUCUUCUUUUCUGAAUCGCUUGCCUCGUUUCUUCUUCUUGAGGCUGUUGGGGAAAAGGAGAAAAAGGCUAAGACUAUGUCAGCAGUCGAAGGGGACAACAUUGCUGAAAAUGAUAGCAACCAGAGGGCGUCAAAAUAUGCAGAGACAUCGGCCAGGUUGCAGGAAGCUAUUCGACGCUUUCCUGCGCUUGCACAGGCGCUUGCAUUUGGAGAGGAAGCCGACACUAAUCUUGGAGCGCUGGAAAAGCUUUAUUUUGAACGGUGCUCAUCGCAAUGGCGGAUGCCAAAUGUCGCCCAAUGGCUUUACACAGCCAUGACCGAUGUUAACGAUGGAGCCGCCAGUUUUGGAUUAGGCGUUGGUGAGAUGGGACAAGCGUCACAGCAGAUCGAAGCCUUGUCCUUGAUGUCGCCCGAACAACAGUUGACCAUCUGCCGACAUGCAUAUCUUUCAGGUCUACCGCGGAAACAUUGGCCGCUUUCGGACUGGAUGCGUAAAGCACAGCUGGACGAGACAAUUUGGGCUUUUGAUCCCCUCCCACCGCUUGACACUAUCCAUCCGACACCCGUCGACACGUUCUUCAAUGGCGAGGAUGAUCAAGAAGAUGCAGACGAGCCCUCGUCUCUUUUCGCAUGGUUCACAUCCGCCCUGAGCAGCCUUAACCUCUACUAA